AUGGUAUCUGUUAAUGGGAAAAUAAUUCCAUUAACACAUACUAUAUGUGCUGCUGCUGCCUUUCUAGUGGCUUUAAUAGUUGGGUAUUCUUUACAUUUUCAUAAAAUUGUAGAAAAUGCACACUAUGGUUACCCAGAAGAAUGGUUCCCAAGUGUUUCUGCUACUAUCGGAGAUCGUUAUCCUGAAAGAUCUCUAUUCCAAAUAUUGAUAGCUUUAACAGCUUUCCCAAGAUUCUUACUAUUAUUAGGUCAUUACUAUUUAAAUGGUUCUCUUUUCGGAUUAAUUGUUGGUGUUGUAAGAACUGUCACCUGCGGUGGUUGGGUCUACAUCACAAGUACGGAUGACCAUUUAACUCACGAUGUUUUCAUGAUCUCUUACAUGGUUUUGACUAUACCUUGGAAUAUCGUUAUCACUAAAAAUUCUUCAACAAAAUUGAAACAUACUAGUGUAGCUUCAAUGUUCUAUAUCACUUUAUUCCCAUUGAUUUAUUGGUAUAUCCAACAUCAAGUCCAUCAUAUUCCAGGUGCCUACUCUGUAUAUGCAUACUUUGAAUGGGCUUUGAUUAUUUUUGAUGUUACCUUCGAUUCUUUGUCUUACACAGAUUUCAGUGAUAUUACAAUUAAUAUCGGUAUGAAUGCAGAUUCAGUAAGCGAAGAAGCAAGUUGGUUUUUUAAGGUUAAAAACGAUGCUAAAAUAGAAGAUAAUUCCGCGACUGCUACCAUUGUAGGUAUCGAAAAGGAGGAAUUACUUGAAAAUAAUGACAGUUUCACAACUGAAGAAAUAGACACUUCUUUCACUCAGGUUAUUCAAGCAGAUGAUAGUAAUAUUGAAAUUCUAAUUGAAAAAACUGAAGAAAUAACUUAUAUUUCUCAUUUAGACAAUCCACCUUCCUAUGAUUCCUAUAUCUACAUUAUUACCAAUUUAUUCAACUCAUUUAUCUUCUGGACUACUUUGACUGCUCUAGGUUGCUCUGUUUGGCACUUCCCAUUGUGGUACAUGGGUAUCUCUGGUUAUGAAGCGUCAAUUUUAGGUUACAUGGGUUCUGUUGUUCUACUUUUCCCAACCGUACCAAAUAUUAUUUAUCAAUAUGGUUGUUUAGUUGGUGGUUUGAUAUCUAUUGGUUCAUACUUGGUGUAUAUCCCAGAAUCAAGAUUGUUAGUCGUUUGUGCAGGUGCUGUAAUAAUAAUGUCAUAUUUUGCACUAACUAUUCAAUCGAUUAAAUCAUCUAGAAUUAAUGGGGCCUUUGUAUCUUGCUGGUUACUUGGUUUAGUAUUAUCAGUUGUUAUGAAAAUGGGAUUUUUCUCAAACAACCCAAUUUGGCCAAUUAUGCACGAAGAAAAUGGAGGUUACAAUAAGACUGCUUUGAUUUUUGUUACAAUUUUUGGUAUCUUAUCUCCAUAUGUCAACUCUAUUCAUUUUGUAGGUGAAAAUGGAGUUGAGAAAUCUGCUAUUAAAACUUCCUUCUUCUCCAAAUUAUUCAUUGCUCUUGGUUUUGGUUCGAUGAUUUUUGCAAUUCAUCAAUUACUAACUGAUUCUUCAACUCUUAUCUACUGGUCUUGGGAAGGUUAUGGUGAAACCUCACAAGGUCCAUUGCCAUGGCCAUGGGCUGCAUUGAGUUGUGUCGUUAUGUUAUUAGCAGCUUUCUUUGCUACUUUCUUCACUGGUAGAGCCAUGUUCCCAACCGUUUUGUUGAUGGCUUCCACAGCUGUUCUAUGUAAUAAAGAUGUUAAAGAAUGGAAUAAAUAUAUUUAUGGUGGUCUAGGUUAUAUCAUAUCGAUGAUAUUCUUAGUUCCAACAUAUUUGUCUGCCAUGAGUGCAAUUGACAGUCUAUGGAUCUUUGCUUUGGCCGGAUUUGUCCAUGACCUAUACAUCUUAGCUCAUGUUUGGGUAACUGCUUACGCAUUUGUUCCAUUUGGUUGGAUUUUAAGAGAGAGCAUUGAGGUUGUUCUUGGAACAUCAACACUCUUAAUUAUAAUAGGUGCGUUAAUUGCAAACGGCAAAGUGUUGGAAAAAGGAUCCGCCCUUGGUGGCAAAUUUGUUAGACGCUUAUUGUUGUUUGUGGUUUUGACUUUGGCUCUGAUUGCAAAUUUCACUAACGAAUUACAACUAAAAGAAGUACCACAACCAUACCACCCUGACUCCAAGUUGAUCACCGCGGGUAUCUGGACUAUACAUUUCGGUUUAGAUAAUGACAUGUGGGCCUCAGAAGAUAGAAUGAUUGAAUUGGUUAGAGAAAUGGAAUUAGAUGUCUUUGGUAUUUUAGAGACUGAUACUCAACAUAUUGUUAUGGGUAACAGAGAUUUGACAAGUAAAAUGGCUCAUGAAUUGGGUAUGUAUGCAGACUAUGGUCCAGGACCAAACAAGCACACAUGGGGUUGUGCAUUGUUUUCUAAAUUCCCAAUUAUCAAUUCCACUCAUUAUUUGCUACCAUCGCCCGUGGGUGAAUUGGCUCCUGCAAUUCAUGCCACGAUUAAAACAUAUGACGAUAUUCUAGUCGAUAUUUUUGUUUUCCAUAGUGGUCAAGAAGAAGAUGUUGAAGAUAGAAGAUUACAAACAGAAGAACUAUCAAGACUGAUGGGUAGCACAAAUAGGCCAGCCAUUUUGUUAAGUUAUUUGGUUACCGAACCUCUAACUGGUAACUAUAAUACAUAUGUCAGUGAUAAAUCUGGUAUGUAUGAUAUUGAUCCAACCGACGAUGAUAGAUGGUGUGAAUAUAUCUUGUUUAAGAAAUUAAGAAGAACUGGUUAUGCAAGAGUUGCUAGAGGUACUAUUACAGAUACAGAGUUGCAAGUAGGGAAAUUCCAAGUUUUAUCUGAUAAUGAAGUUGAAGAAUAUGGUGAAGAUUUAUAUUCUUUUACACAUUCAUCUGAACCAGAAAAUGAAGAUAUGAAAUUCCCUGAUAUGUUCUUGGGAGAAGGUGAAAGAGGACAUUAUUACCAUGUUUUUGAUGAACCAAGAUAUUAUAGGGGUUCAAAUUAUCAAAAUGGAGACGAUAUUAACGAUAAUGAUACUGAUGAAUGA
Vanderwaltozyma polyspora DSM 70294 is the source of this 3021-nucleotide messenger RNA. RefSeq names its product Cwh43p (gene CWH43). Lineage: Eukaryota; Fungi; Ascomycota; Saccharomycetes; Saccharomycetales; Saccharomycetaceae. Gene Ontology annotation, biological process: fungal-type cell wall organization; GPI anchor biosynthetic process. The transcript has a single exon. The record is from RefSeq and is a predicted model, not a curated record. Bases 1 to 3021 code for a protein of 1006 amino acids. Gene Ontology annotation, cellular component: endoplasmic reticulum.